CGUGGAUUAAACCAAGUCAAGGAAAUUAGUAUGAUUUUAUUGUCUUCUCUCAUCUCUGUCAAAAAAGAAAGAUUAAAAAAAAAAAAAUCUCAUUUUUGAGACAUAUUAAACUGUAUCUGUUUUGUUGUUAGAUGCUGGCAACAAAAACCCUAAUUCAAUCCUCACCGUUUCACGGUGGGCCGGAAGCCCUAAUCCCUUUACAGCUCCGCUAAGUUUUCUCUGAAACCUGUAUGGAAUCAGAGAAAAUCCUACUUUUCCAAGAAAACCCUAGAAAUUUAUCAUCUUUCCCUGCAACCAAUAACAACAGUAGCAAUAGCAGCAAGGCCAUGUCCAAUGAGCUAGCCCAAAAGCAACUCCCAUCGAUAUUGGAACGGUUUAAGGCUCUAUUGAAGCAACGGGAAGAUGAGCUUAGGGUUUCCGGCGGUGGUGGUGGUGAUGAUGAGGUGGGAGCAACGCCGAGUACGGAGGAGAUUGUUCAGCUUUACGAGGCUGUGUUAUCGGAACUAACUUUCAAUUCGAAACCGACUAUUACGGAUCUCACGAUCAUCGCCGGUGAACAGCGGGAGCACGGCAAAGGCAUUGCCAACGCUAUUUGCGUACGAAUUGUUGAGGUUCCAGUAGAGCAGAAGCUUCCUUCUUUAUAUCUAUUAGAUAGCAUUGUAAAAAAUAUUGGCCGAGAAUAUGUUAGGCAUUUCUCUUCCCGUUUGCCAGAGGUUUUCUGCGAGGCAUACAGACAAGUUAACCCUAAUUUGCAUCCUGCUAUGCGCCAUCUCUUCGGCACGUGGUCAGCAGUUUUUCCACCUUCUGUCCUCAGUAAAAUAGAGAUGCAGUUGCAAUUUUGUCAAUCAGAUAACCAACAAUCAUCUGGUGUAACUGCCUUGCGGUCUUCUGAAUCGCCUCGUCCAACACAUGGCAUACAUGUUAAUCCUAAGUACUUGCGGCAGUUGGAACAACAGUCAGGUGCAGAUAGUAAUCCUCAGAAUGUAAGAGGCGCAUCUGCAGGUCUGAAAUUGUAUGGUCAGAAACAUUCGAUUGGAUAUGAUGAAUUUGAUUCUGAUCAUACAGAGGUUCCGUCCUCACAUGUUGGAGUGCAAAGGUUGAGCACAACCAGAAAUAUUGGCCGUACUUCUGUAGCAAUUGGGGCUAAUAAAUCACAAUUUUCUCCAGCUUCCAGAGUUUCAACGAUUGGAUCUGACAGACUUUUAUCAUCAGAAAUUGAUGAUCUUGUAUCAGAUGAUUCUCCUAGAAGGUUUGUUGAGGGAGCCUCUCCAUCUCGUCCUGUCUCUGAUUAUGAACAUGCAAGAGCUAUCAUCAGAGAUGAGGAGACAAGGGAGCGGCAGAGGAAGCACUUUUAUGAUGAUUACUAUAAUCGUUCUGAAAGUUCUUUAAAUGCAUACAAGCUUAGCAAUGGACAUGAGCGUCAAACUCCCAGGGCUUUAAUAGAUGCAUAUGGUAAUGAUAGAGGAAAAGGAAUUUCUAACAGCAAGCCAUUACAGGUUGAACGGCUGGAUGUAAAUGGAAUGGGGAAUAAGGUGACUCCAAGAUCAUGGCAGAGUACUGAAGAGGAAGAGUUUGAUUGGGAAGAUAUGAGCCCUACAUUAGCAGACCAUAGGAGCAAUGAUUUUUCAUUGUCAUCAGUUCCAACUUUUGGAAGCAUUGGGGCAAGGCCUGCCCGCUUGGAAUCUAAUAGUAGGAGCAGCCACACUACUCAAACUCAGCUAUCCCUUUUUGAUGAUUCUUCGGCAAUUCCUGAAGAUUCAGUCCCUUCACUGAGUUCUGGUCAUGGAUCAAAUCGGAUUUUGCAUUCACAUCAUCCUCCGGAGGCUUGGAAUUCCUCGUACCUUUUUUCUCAGUCAUCAGACACCCUUCAUGCCAAAGGAAGAGGAAGGGAUUUUCAAACACCCUUUUUACCUGGUGGCAUAUCCUCGUUAGGUGGCCGGAAAGUUGUUCCUCUUAUUGACAAAUUACCUGAUGGUGGUUCACAAUUUGUUAGGCCUCCAGCUGUUGUUCCAAGAACUGGUUCUUCUAGCCUUGGCCCGGUUACUAUUGGAGCUCGGCCAGCCAUUAUACCAACAACAACAGGGGUAUGGCCUCCUGUGGAUGUUCAUAAAUCUCAGCCACCAACCAUGCACUCUAAUUAUUCACUGCAGCAGCAUAAUAGGAGUCAGUUUGAUUCUAUCAAUCCUAUCAAUGCUGUCAGGAAUCAGGGUCAAAAUAAACAUUCAUAUAUGCCUGAACAGUUUGAUAGUUUUGAAAUCAACAAGCAAAGCUUAACAAGGGUUCCACCUGAUCAACGCCCUGCUUUGCAAAAGCAAAACCAGUUGCAUGCAACUUCUUUACAGCCACGCUUUCUUCCUUCGCAGGAGGUUCGAGAAAGUCUCCUUUCAUCUGUGACAACACCAUUACCACCACGCUUACUGGCACCAUCCCUGAAUCAUGGAUACACUCCACAAAUACAUGGUGCUGUCAUCAGUAUGGUCCCAUCUAAUCCAAUACCUGUUGCACAGCCUCCUUUGUCAAUCCCAAAUAUGCCAACUGGCUCUUUGCAUUUACAGGGUGGAGCCUUGCCACCUCUUCCUCCUGGUCCACCUCCUGCAUCUCAAAUGAUGCCUGCCACUCAAAAUGCAGGUAACCAAUCACAGAGUGGUGCAUUUUCUGGUUUGAUUAGUUCCCUCAUGGUUCAAGGUUUGAUCUCAUUGGCAAAACCAAUGCCCAUACAGGAUUCUGUUGGACUUGAGUUUAAUGCAGAUCUUCUCAAAGUGCGAUAUGAGUCUGCAAUAAGUGCUUUAUAUGCUGAUCUUCCGAGGCAGUGCACAACAUGUGGCCUUCGAUUCAAGUUCCAAGAGGAACACAGUUCUCAUAUGGAUUGGCAUGUGACCAGAAACCGGAUGUCUAAGCACCGUAAGCAGAAACCUUCACGGAAUUGGUUUGUGAGUGCCAGUAUGUGGCUUAGUGGUGCUGAAGCUCUGGGAACUGAUGCAGUUCCUGGAUUUUUACCCACUGAGAACAUUGUAGAGAAAGAUGAUGAAGAAUUGGCAGUUCCUGCUGAUGAAGAUCAGAAUGCAUGUGCGUUAUGUGGUGAGCCUUUUGAUGAUUUCUAUAGUGAUGAAAUGGAGGAGUGGAUGUAUAGGGGUGCUGUCUACAUGAAUGCACCCAAUGGAUCAUUUGAUGGCAUGGAUAGAUCACAGUUAGGACCCAUAGUGCAUGCUAAAUGCAGGUCAGAAUCUAGUGUGGUUCCUCCUGAAGAUUUUGUACGGUAUGAUGGGGGAAAUUCUGAGGACACUAGUCAAAGAAAAAGAUUGCGGAGUUAAACCUUGUUAGUCGGCUUCUAAGCUUAUGUAACUUAGUUUGAGUUUCAUGUUAGUGGUAUGCUCUUAGUUUAAUCCUAGUGAUGGUGGUUGCAAUAGCUUGGUGACAUACCAGAACCUUGUACAUGAAUAGUUGGACUUGUACCAUGCACGAUAUCGUGCAGC
This is a messenger RNA of Durio zibethinus, 3473 nucleotides long. Its product is annotated as polyadenylation and cleavage factor homolog 4-like. Gene Ontology annotation, biological process: mRNA 3'-end processing; termination of RNA polymerase II transcription. Lineage: Eukaryota; Viridiplantae; Streptophyta; Magnoliopsida; Malvales; Malvaceae. Gene Ontology annotation, molecular function: RNA polymerase II complex binding; mRNA binding. The record is from RefSeq and is a predicted model, not a curated record. Gene Ontology annotation, cellular component: mRNA cleavage factor complex; cytoplasm.